CUCCCGCCCCAUCAUGGAGCACAGGUCGGAGCAGCAUGUAGCCUGCGCGCAGCGCGAUCGUCGCUUCGCCAUUGUCGCGUGAAGAACGCACGCGCCUCGGGCAGCUGAGUCUUUUUGUGGGGCCCGUGCCUCGCGCUUGUCAGGUCAGUUUUAUGAACGCGGGUCUUGGUCGACACGCGUUUCCGCGAGUGUGCGAGAGAUAGGUGGUCGUGCGGGGCUGUCGUCGUCGUCGUCGAUGCACGUACGCGUUGCAUCGUCCUCGUCGUCGUUGUCGUCGCUGUUAUUGUCAUCAUCGACGUCAUCGUCAUCGUCGGCUGUCCCUGUGACACGAGGGGCACAUCGGCCGAGUCCUCAAGGUAGAGGACCCGGAGAGGAGACCCCGUGACAUGUCGACGUCGCGAGUGCCCAGGAGGUCGCGGCAGACGCAGUGACGGUUCCGUCAGCAGCCCGAUGACGUCAGCGGCAUCACGAUAUGAUGGAGUCCAUCAGAAAAUGGUUUUACAGGCCUAAGAGGGAUGACACGAGUCUGCUGGCUCAGUUCUUCUACGCCGACGAGUCCUUGAACGCGGUCGCCUGCGAAUUGGACUCCUUUGACGGUCGACAGGAGCCGGAGAGAUGCACGACAUUAGUGAAUCAGUUGCGACAUUGUCAGGACAAGGUGCUGACAAUCUGCAACCAGAUCAUGGAUGACCUGAUCCCCGAGAGUCGCGCCAACCGAGACUUCAGGGUAAAAUUCCCCGAUGACGUGAUGCAGGAAAAUCUGGCCGGCCAGCUUUGGUUCGGCGCGGAAUGCCUGGCUGCCGGUUCGUCGAUCAUGAACCGGGAGGCUGAGAGCUCGGCCAUGAGACCUUUGGCAAAAGCCCUCACUAAGUCGCUGGAGAUUGUCAGAAACUUGUUGAGAGAGCACGCGCUCAAAGGUCACAUGAAUUUGAAGACACAAAAUCCUCUCGAGCCAUCGCUGGAAAAGCUGAUCGAGUCGCUAAAAAUUUUCGAUCGACUGUUCGCCGAUUUCGAGCUGUGUUACGUAGGCGCUAUGGUGCCAGUGAAGUCAACGAAGGAGUACGAACAGCAGGAGCUCGUAUGCGUCCUAUUUUCCGAGACUUUGCAAAGAGCGCUCGAGCGCGGAUUGUUGGACCAAGCGGACGUAGACAACUACGAACCGGCUUUAAUGUUCACUAUUCCUCGACUGGCUAUUGUCUCGGGACUUUUGGCACCACCUGGAGGACCUUUGUGCCUCAAUUCGCCCGAUACCAUAAGCGAGAUGUUUCGACCAUUUAGGACUCUUCUUCUCAAAAUAAGAGAACUGUUAUGGACGUUAAAUAACCGAGAGUUGUACAUGUUGGAAAAGUUAUUGUGUUCAAACGAGGAACCAUCAAGCUCGAUCACGCAGUCGACGAAGUCGACGUGUCAGGACAUACCCGACCUGGAGGAAUACGUACACAAUUUUUAUACCGGUUACCCAAACUGCAAGGAAUUUAUUGUUGAUUUCUACACUGUGACAAGGAACACGGGUAACAAUAUGGACGAAAUAGCGAGCGACGCGGUGCAGUCGUUGGACGAAGGAACCAAAGUGACCGACCAGUCAGCGGCGAGCAGGAAGCACGAGCAGGAUAGAGAGGGCCGCAGAAAAAAGAGGAGUGGCGCGGAAGCUGGCCGCACAAACUUAAACAUAUCCACGGACGAGUGUGAUAAUAACGUAACGUGUAAUAGCGGCGAAAAGACGCCGAGUGACGGAGAAAGUGCUGGUGACCGAGUGCGAUGCAACGCGGAACGUGAACUCUCCGACAACGGACGGUUUGAUCAUGAGCGUGAUUCCGUUUCCGACGGCGAAGCGCCGCGCGAAAACGACGCCAGUGAGAGUUUCAGCUCUAUAAUAGAAAACGAUAUUGGGAGACCGGACAUGACGACGGACGGCGGCGACUCCUCGAGCACCGUCGAGGACACGCGACACGAGAGGAGCUUCAUCACGCCCGACGUAACGCAGAUGCUCGAGGGAUGUUCGGACAACAUAGAGAUCCCGCAGACUCAGUAUUUGCUUAAUCAGGUCGCUCGCGACAACACCGCGGAGGUGGACGAAGCCGCGCAGCACAUAGAAAACUCCUUACCCGAUUUGGAUUCCAAAAAACUCAUCUCAGAGGCGAACAAGACACUCUCGAGCUUUCUGUUGGACACUGGAGAGUGUCCAAACGAGAUCUCGGAGCAGACGGACUCGGGCAUAUGUACGGUGAUCUCGUCCGAGAACACGAGCUUGUACGAUAAAAGCCCGGAGGAAAAGAAGACCUUCGCAAAUGAGAUUCAGCAGGAUGAACACGGCGUGUCGGACGAGGAGGAGGACGCGCAGGAAAACACAAGCUACUCCUGCUCCAACAUGAACUCGCCGAAGCGAAAGAAUUCCGCCAUCCUGGAGAAUUCAUGUGUCUGUGGCACGCGCAGCGCCAAGACGGUUGCGCCCACCUUGGAUCACUCGGUGGAGGUACGUGGUGGCUUGCAGGCGAACGGGGAUGGAGAAUCCGGCAAAAACAUUCCACGAAUAUCGUCGAACUUUGACGGCACUAACGAGGAAUUUAUCGGCGUGGCGUAUGGCAACGGCCAAUUAACUCUCUGCGACUCUAAUCAAUCCACCUUUCAGAUAAAUUAUUCCGAAAAUUGGGAAAAUCUCAACUUGAAUAUUGACGCGUCAACCUCGAGAAAGGAAUUCUGGGGCGACCUCAAGUGCGAGAACUGCCCGUCGACCUCCCAAAGCAUCGACAGAAUCGGCAGUAAGAUCGAGAGAUACGCGCAGGAUAAGACGAGGAAGGCAAGAGACGAGAGACAACGACGACGGCACCAGCACAAGCUGGACCGAAACUCGCAGCGGAUCCAUCACGGUAGAGAAAAGAGACAAAACUUGCACAUUAUGCGCUCGGCAACCAGCACCGAGAGCUCCAGAUCAAACUCGACGGACCGAUGCUUGAAUCCUCGUCUGAGCAAUUUCGGCGCCAGCUUGCACCUCGGCCAGAGCACGCGACAAAUGCCGAACUUUGGGAGUCACAGUCCGCACAUGAGUCCGAGGCUCCAUCAUUUCGAGUCGCGCAGCACUCCGAAUUCCGGACAACGCUGUUGCAACUCGGGAUCACAGGUCGCAAACAGGAACUCGUCACCGCAGAGCCGGAAGCUGCUGGAUCACAGAAGAUCAAAGUCCGAGCAGAUCGCGAGAAUGAAGCGGAGAGACGUCGAGAAGCGGGAGAGGCAUGAGCGGGAAAAGUACGCGCGUUCGGAGCACGCUAAGAGGAAGUUGGGGAACGGCAGUGCCAACAGUAGUCUGAACGACGGAUUGGGCCCGAGGACGGACAAGAGCGGCUUAGCGGAGACUACCACUGUGGCACAGGGCACCGCAGUUUCUCACGAGUUUCAAAACGCACGAGACAAUCAUUCGCAGAGAUCUGCGCGUGCGAUGAGGCUGGUUAACGCGUCGACCGUAUCGUGCCUGAACUCGGAUCAGUCUUUCAACUACAAAGCCGACGUGGCCUCGAGCUCUAGCUGCUCGAGCUGCUGCGACUCGAGUUCGGAGACCAGCGAGUUCCACAGCGACUGUCAGGAUGACGAAGAGAUCGCGUUAGCGAUGCAGGCCGCAGAAAUAGCAAACAGAAACCAAAUCAGGGCCAAGUUUCGAUCCUCGGAAGACCUGGUUCAUCGUCUGUUCGUCUGCAUAGCGGGGGUGGCGGAUCAGUUGCAGACGAAUUUUGCGUCUGACUUGCGGAACAUUCUGAAAUGCGUUUUCCUCAUGAACAGUAGUCAGAUGAUGGAAGAGGAUGAUGGAUCGAAGGAUCCAAAUUCAGUCUCCACGAAUCAAUCGGCGGACUCGCCGAGCGACACGGCAGAGACGGAAAGCAUUCACGAACGGCAAGAACCGUUGCCAGAAUACGAAGACGUGGAGGAAACCGCUUUGACGCACGACCGAGCUUCGCCUGUCACCGAGAGGGGUGAGGAGUGCGUCGAGAGAGCGCCCGCUUGGGUGCCGGACAACGACGCGCCGAGAUGCAUGGCCUGUCAGGCGGGAUUCACGGUCGUGCGACGCAGACAUCAUUGUCGCAACUGCGGCAAGGUGUUCUGCGGCCGUUGUAGUAGCAACAACGUCCCACUGCCUCGUUACGGGCACACGAAACCCGUGAGAGUGUGCAACAGGUGUUUCCUGUACCAAGUGACGCCUUUUAUGGUCUCCCAAGUCACGUCCACCAGCUGAAUAUUUCCAGAGUGGCUCGUCAAUCGGAUCACUUUCUAUUGAAUUCCCUGUAUGCUAUAGUCUUUCAAUGUGCAACGUAAAUCGCGCAAAUUUGACAACCGUUUCUCGUAAUAAAAAUUCACUAUUCUUGCGAUAAGAAAUCGUAUUUACAAGUUCUCUUAGACGAGCCGGACGAAUCGUGUAAUUAUGUCAGAUAUUUGGCCGGCAUUAAGAACUUUAGUCCAAUGAAUUAUGGCCGCUAGCUUCGUUAGUCGAAGCGUGUCGCUCCAUUCUGGAAGCUGAAGUAAAUUGUCAGAGCACUCGGUCAGAUAUUCGUUUUCCUCUUCUCUCCUACAUUUUAAGUGGUAUAAACGCAUAUUGGAUAUCAAGAGGUCCGGUGGCAUCUGAAAUUCGUCCGAUUUUCACUGUAUAGUUUGUAAAAAGAGAAACCAUAGAGACCCGCCGUUUAUCGUAUGAUAACGAGAACAAAACAAAUUGGAGGAAAGUCGCGGUACCACCGGAUCGCUUUCUCGCGUUGUUCGUACACUUAUGUGCACUUAAGCUAUAAAAUUAGAUAUCGGCGCUAAUCGCUCAUAUUUUUACACGUCGUGAUUAGAUAUUGUUCGAGAAAGUGUUAGCGCGAUUCGUGACAGCUGCGACAACGCAAUUUGACUUGUGUAGACUGCGAGAUUCUCUGUAAAUUGUUCACGUUUACUUAGGAAGGUUCCGUCUUCGUAUAUAACAUAUUAAGCGACUGUACAGAAAACUACUUAUUUGCAUAUCAAGAUUAUCUUUAUGUUAUUAUUACUUACUCUUUUUCUAUACUUUCUCUUUUUCUUUUUUUUAUUAUAUUAUUAAUAUUCUGUUAUUAUCUCAGUUAUAACGUUAUAUUAUUUCUUACUAUUUCACUGUAAAUUUAGACUUUAUAAAAAAACGUCGUUAUUUAAAGCAAAUACUUGUCAAUUUUUUGAGUUGUAGAUGCAAAUUCUUACUAGCAGAAUGAUUAGACGAUUUAUUUUAAUUAAGAGUCACCAAACUUCUUCCGCGUUCUGUUUCUCCCUUGAAACAAGACAUAAGACUAAUACGGAUAUGUGCGCCGUUAAGUUACAUCGAUACAUUUAUAGUGAAAUCACAGUGUAAAUAAUAUUCUUGGUACAUGGUCAUAAACUUAUGGUGAUUAAUUAUUAUUUAGAGUUAUUGAAGCGCCGAGCGCAAACACUCGAAACAACCCGAAGUUAAAUCAAGUGUAAUCAAUUGCAGCAAGUUUUCGGGUAAAUGCACAAGUGAUGAACGUCGUUACAUCGCUGUUACCUCGAAGAAGAUUCACAUGAAGAGAUUCCUUUAGAGAUUUCCAAGUAACUUGUUUCUCUCGUUACGAUAAUGAAGAAUUUCACAUUUGUGUUUUCGAUAAGUUUAGAUUGUCGGUUGACAUGAUUUUCCGUGAUAACAAAACUUUUUCUCCGUGGAACUUGAAACUUGUACAUCACUCUCGAAGCAUCAAAAACAUAUACAGUGUAUAUACAUCCGUACGAUGCGGAUAGGGUGUACAUGUCUGAUGUACACGCUUACAUGAAUAACGGUAACUUUAAGGGAAAGUGUAAACGAAGAAAUUUCGCGUUCAACAGUCGGGCCACGCCGUACGACGUUAUCGCCGUGAUAGAAUUUCUAAACGUCCAACUGCCUGCUAAAGUAUAUAUUUCAAAGUAUAUAUAUACACACAGGUGUGAUCAGCACAUACACGCUAGCUCCUGUGCCAAAUUUUACGACAAUAAGUUUCCUCCCGUUCUCUUACAAUUUACUCGCACGCAUUUUGUUCCUAUCGGAAGGCAGAUACGUCCGUAGCAUCGCGCUGAGACAUAUUUUCAGGAUAUAGUAUAUGCGUGCACCUCGAUUAACCCAUUAACGGUCAGUGUCCCACUUUUGCGACAUAAUAUUUAUAACGAACCAAAUUAAACACAUGAAACAUUUUCAGAAUGUUUUAGAUUACUAAAUCAGUCAAAAUCAUCGACGAAUAUAAGAGAUAAUUCAAUUACAAAUUUAGCAAAUAAAAUUAAUUAGAGAGGUUUUAUAUAAAAAAAAUAUUUAAAAUAUAAUAUGGCGCUUAAUGGGUUGAUAAAAAGACUGGUUGAAUUCACGGAUGGUUCGUUCAUUAUCGUUUCGAGCAUUAUUUAUAAUUAUUAUAAAUUCCAGGUCACAAAUUCGCGUUAUCGAUUUCGCUUCCGACUGUAUCCCACUAUAUAUGCGUAUAUAUAUGCGUAUAUAUAUGCGAGCCGUCGUGUCGGUGAAUCUUAGAAGAUGCGAAAAAAAUAACGAUCAAUUUCACCGUCAUUCUCUCAAGCGCUCAUAAACAAAUCUUAAUUUUUCAAUGCGCCGUAUCGGUGUUUGAGAAUUUAUCACAAGUCGAAAUAAUUUAACAAUGAUUCGCACCAUUGACACGGAACAGAGAAAGCCUUAAUGAAUUUUGGACUUGUAGAAUGUCGGUGGAAUUGGCUGUUAUGGCAAUCAAUGUAGAAAUGAAAACACAUCAUGGUCAUGUAUAAACGAUUGUAUAAAUCGGGCGGCGAGUCGAUUUGCUGCAGUUCGCGUCAACGAAGGAACGACGACGUUAAUUUGAACCGACGUGUAUCGAUUAAUCCGAUGUUCGGGCCGGCCGUAUUUACAUCGCCGUAGUUACGAAUAUCGAUUUUCAUACGCACAUCACAGCGUAAUAAUGUUCCUCAAAUUGGAGACAAAUAGCGACACCGGAUACAUAAGAGAUUUUAAGAUCAUUGUACUAUACUAUACUGUACUAUGACCGAUAUCGCGCGCGUACAUCACAAAUUCAAAUAGGACUGUUCGAAAAAAGAAAUAUCGUAUAGUGUCCACGGAAGCAGUGGGAAUAUUUGCGAGACGCGUAAGAUUAAUAAAAGAAAGAGAAAGGAAAAAAAGCAGAACUAAUUUAUCUCGGUGGGAGCACAUCGAGUAGAGAGAGAAAGAAAGAAAGAAAAAAGAGAAAAAGAAAAAGAGUAUACCUCUGAGAUACGAACGUUUAGGAGGAGAAUUAUUUUUUACACGUAAUCGAUGCCUUGCUAGAAUAUCGUGCUUUCGAUUAUUGGACGCGAGGGAACGCCGCUCGCAUAAAAAAGGAGCUCUAAAAGAGCUGCUAGCAUGAGACCGUCACUAGUGUGUCAUCUCCCCUAUACGCGCGAAUCAUUUUGGUAAUCAGGAUUUCCCCUGUGCCUAAUGUCGCAGGCUAGCCUGUGAAUAUAAACUACAUAGGAACGAGGAGGGAGAAAAGGAAAUAACGGAAUGCGUGAAAAAUUCAAGAUAAAGCGAAAUAUAGAGUGGAUCAAAGGUCACGAUGUCGUGGCGCGAGUAAAUUCGAAAGAAAAACUUUGAUUAAUAGAAACGCGAGGAAUAAAAAUAAAAAAUUAAUGACACUCAAUUGUAUUCACGCGAAAUAAACGUUACGGGACAAAAUACGGGCUAGAGUUGCGAAUGCAACUCUCUUUCGGCGUGGUGAUUUUGGUCCACUCGACACACCGAGGGGGUCACGAUCUGCCAAUUAAUUAAGAAAUUUCGACUACGAGGUGACGAAAUGUACCUCGGAAUUAUUUUUGUAUUAUUUGCUUAAGUGUACGCGUAGAGACGUGUCCUUAGCGCGUUCGACGGAUCGCCUUUCAAGCGGAGCAAUGGUCCGGUGGUUUGCCGUUGUCCGGUGAUGAUUGGUAACAGCGUGUAAUCAACGACGUUAAAACGUUAAUUGCUGUUAAUGACGGGAUUUGACACCGAAUUCACUUGCGAUCGGUAUCAGAGAACCGACGCGAUACAUGAUGUCGCGUCAAUGUUUCGGGCUGGCGAGAAAGGUACUUUGCGGGAGUGAAUGCAACUGUCAGCGUACGUGUACGCGUGUGAGUAUGUAUGUGGAUGUGUGAGUGUGUGAGUGUAUAUGUGUGUGUAUGUGUGUGUGCAUGUGCAUUGCAUACAUGCAAACGAAAAGUUAUUCGCAAUUAUAUUGAAUUGCGAGACGAGAUGUCUCGCGAAUACUUGAAUGCACUGUGUGGUUUCGGUAAUGGACGUAUUAAAACACGAAUGUAAAUAAAGUUUGUUAUUCGAGGUGUUUAAA
Ooceraea biroi (clonal raider ant) is the source of this 8306-nucleotide messenger RNA. Its product is annotated as lateral signaling target protein 2 homolog. Gene Ontology annotation, molecular function: metal ion binding. The record is from RefSeq and is a predicted model, not a curated record. NCBI's taxonomy places the organism in Eukaryota, Metazoa, Arthropoda, Insecta, Hymenoptera, Formicidae. Gene Ontology annotation, cellular component: early endosome membrane.